GACAGGACAGGAGGGAGAAUGGGGAUGAGCCGGACAAAGACCUGCUGUGGAAGGAGUGGAGGUCACUCUUUCCUACCCUGCUGUGCCAACCAGAGCCUGAGGUUCCUGGCUCCAAAACACUGAGAUCUCACAGCUUCUGAGAGUCUCCAAUUGUUCCAGAAGGCAGCUUCAUACACCAUAGCCAAGUGUGGAAAAAGGGAGCAGGUGCUCAAGGUGCCUGGAAGAUCACAGUGACCACGGCAGGGCGGCCAGGCCACAGGAGGAACGGGCCAGAGAUGCACAGAGACCGAGGGGUAGUUGCUGAGAGGAGGGGCUGCCGCACGGCAAUAGCAGGGAGCUCGAGGAGAGUCGGGAAACCGGCAAGCGGCAGGGCCCCUCUGGAAGAGGCUCCAUCCAUGGCAACACCUGCAGAUGCUGCUAAGUAUCACGGGCUCAAUGCAAGUGAAGUCUGGGCGUCACACCUGACGACAAGCUUAUGAGUUACCACCUCGUUUUUGCAGGGAGGAAAGUGAAUCCCGAGGAAGUUAAAGAGAUUCGUUCAUCCUAGGUACACGGAAUGUUGAGUAGGGACCAUUUCAGGAGACCUCGGGAAGCCCCAAGACCUUUACGCUUCGUCUGGCUAGUUUCUUGUUCAGCCCUUGCCGCGGGUGACGUGGUCAGGGAAGUUCCAAGGGCUCCCUGGUGUGCUCGGGGAUCUAACCCGAGAUCUCCGGCGAGCGAGAUUCCGGAGCCCGACGCUGGGCAGUCAGCCACCGCCAGGGGACGCUGCUGCGCCUCAAAGGAGGGCGGGACCGGGUGUGGCCUCCAGUCCCCGCCCACCUCCGGGGCGGGGCUCGAGGGCCGGGUGCGCACGCGCACCGCGCGUCCUCCCGCAGGGCCUGCUGGGCGCCGGGACGCCAGCGACCAAGUUCUGUGAAGCGCGGCGGGGACAUGUGGCGGCCGUUGCGACUCUGCCCCUUCCACUUGGCUCUGCUGCGAAGCAGGUGGAAGCCCUGGCCCUGCCCUGCAGUGUUCUUCAGGAGGAACUUCAGGAGCCCACCUGCAAGGACCUCAAGUCCCAUGCCACUAUGGAAGAGGACACUGUCUGCCACUGUGCUGGGGGUGCCCCUGCUCCUUGGAAUCCGCUAUUUCACAGCAGAGGCGCGGGAGAAGAGGAAGAUGCGGCUUGUGGUGGAUGGCUUUGGGCGCUUUGGCAGGUCCCUGGGGACUGGCCUGUACAUCUCCCUGGACUACUGGUGGUGCACAAAUGUCAUCCUGCGAGGGGUAGAAGAGAACAGCCCGAGGUACGUGGAGGUGAUGUCUGCUUGUCACCAGCGGGCAGCUGACGCCCUGGUGGCAGGGGCCAUCCGCAAUGGUGGCCUUUAUGUGAAGCUGGGCCAGGGGCUAUGCUCCUUCAACCACCUGCUGCCCCCAGAGUACAUCAGGACGCUGCGUGUGCUUGAGGACCGGGCCCUCACGCGGGGCCUCCAGGAGGUGGACGAGCUGUUCCUAGAAGACUUCCGGGCCCUGCCCCUUGAGCUCUUCCAGGAGUUCGACUACCAGCCACUGGCUGCUGCAAGCCUGGCUCAGGUGCACCGUGCCAAGCUGCACGAUGGCACUGCCGUGGCUGUGAAGGUGCAGUACAUCGACCUGCAGGACCGCUUCGAUGGGGACGUGCACGCACUGGAGCUCCUGCUGCAGCUUGUGGGGUUGAUGCACCCCAGCUUCAGCUUCAGCUGGGUCCUGCAGGACCUAAAGGGGACCCUGGCCCAGGAGCUGGACUUUGAGAAUGAGGGCCGCAAUGCUGAGCGCUGUGCGCAGGAGCUGAAGCACUUCCGCUACGUCACAGUCCCCCGAGUGCACUGGGACAAGUGCAGCAAGCGCGUGCUGACGGCGGACUUCUGUGAGGGCUGCAAGGUCAACGACGUGGAGGCCAUCAAGAGCCAGGGGCUGGCAGUGCGGGAUGUAGCAGAGAAGCUGAUCCAGGCUUUUGCUGAGCAGAUAUUCUACACAGGCUUCAUCCACUCUGACCCCCACCCUGGCAAUGUCCUGGUGCGGAGAGGCCCGGACGGGAAGGCAGAGCUGGUGCUGCUGGACCAUGGGCUCUACCAGUUCCUGGACGAGAAGGACCGGUCAGCCCUGUGUCAGCUGUGGCGCACCAUCAUCCUGAGAGACGAGGCUGCGAUGAAGGAGCACGCAGCUGCACUCGGUGUACAAGACUACUUGCUGUUCUCCGAGAUGCUCAUGCAGCGGCCCGUGCGCCUGGGGCAGCUGUGGCGCUCCCACCUGCCCAGCCGUGAGGAGGUGGCCUACAUGCAGGACAUGGCCCGCGACCACUUCGAGGGCAUCAUGCAGGUACUCAGGGCACUGCCUCGGUCCAUGCUGCUGGUGCUGCGCAACAUCAACACUGUCCGCGCCAUCAAUGUGGCUCUCGGCACCCCUGUGGACCGCUACUUCCUCAUGGCCAAGAGUGCAGUCCGAGGCUGGAGCCGCUUGGUGGGAGCAGCGUAUCGGGGUAUCUACGGCAGCGGCCUUCUGCGCCACUUGAAGGUAGCCUGGGAGAUGUUCAAAUUUGAGGUGGCCCUGAGGCUGGAGACCCUGACCAUGCAGCUCACUGCCCUCCUGGUGCGAGUUCUGGUCCACCUGGGCUUUGUGCCUCAGGCUGAGGAGCUCUACCAGUACCUGGAGACCUAGGCUUGCAGGGCCAGGACAACCACACAGCUGCCCGGGGCCAGCAGGGCCUGCAGCCCUGGCACACUGACAUCAGGCAGAUGGCUGCUGCCCACCAUGGGCAUGGAGCAGUCAUGGCCUGCACGUGGGGACUGGGGGGAAGCACUGUGGGGCUCUGUCUGACCAGCAAUGACCACACAACUCCUCUC
Messenger RNA from Sciurus carolinensis (gray squirrel), 2858 nucleotides. It is a transcript of the gene Adck5, whose product is annotated as aarF domain containing kinase 5. The record is from RefSeq and is a predicted model, not a curated record. Lineage: Eukaryota; Metazoa; Chordata; Mammalia; Rodentia; Sciuridae. The transcript has 17 exons. Bases 931 to 2673 code for a protein of 580 amino acids.